Messenger RNA from Pogonomyrmex barbatus (red harvester ant), 1422 nucleotides. It is a transcript of the gene Las, whose product is annotated as lipoyl synthase, mitochondrial. Gene Ontology annotation, molecular function: lipoate synthase activity; 4 iron, 4 sulfur cluster binding. The record is from RefSeq and is a predicted model, not a curated record. Gene Ontology annotation, biological process: lipoate biosynthetic process. NCBI's taxonomy places the organism in Eukaryota, Metazoa, Arthropoda, Insecta, Hymenoptera, Formicidae. Gene Ontology annotation, cellular component: mitochondrion.
UUACUAGUAAAAAAGUUAUUAACAAAAUAAGAUGACGUUCUUGAUGUAGCCUUGUUUGGUUAUAAUCUUAAUCCACGUUUAAUCGGAAAAAAAAGAGAAAAAAGUUUGUCGUUAAUCGCUUCUGAUUUUACAAUAUUGGCAAGUUUUUCUCAAACUUUUAAAUAUGUUACGGAUACUCAAUACUGCGAAUUUUAAAUGUAUUGGCUGCCACUUUCGUUUGACGCAGUGUGCACGGACUUUGACAGAAAAGAAAGGAUUUUCUGAGAAAUUAAUGGAUGGUCCACAAUUUGAAGACUUUUUGAAGAAUGACUUUAAAGAUUAUAAAGGGAAACUAAAAUUGGAAAUAAAUGAAUCAGGCCGAUUGAGGUUACCUCCAUGGUUGAAAACAGAGAUACCUAUGGGCAAGAGUUAUAGUAAGAUAAAAGCACAAUUAAGACAGCUACGACUGAGUACGGUCUGUGAGGAAGCUAGAUGUCCAAAUAUCGGAGAAUGCUGGGGUGGAGGUAGUCAUGGUACAGCAACAGCUACUAUCAUGUUAAUGGGAGACACAUGUACUCGUGGCUGUCGUUUCUGUUCUGUCAAAACUGCGCGCAUACCACCACCAUUGGAUGUAGAUGAACCAGUCAAUACUGCUAUUGCAAUAACAGAUUGGGGUUUGGAUUAUAUUGUUCUAACAUCUGUGGAUCGUGAUGAUUUAAAGGAUGGUGGAGCUAAUCAUAUUGCAUCUACUGUUAAGGAAAUAAAAAAAAGGAGUAAUAUUUUAGUGGAAUGCUUGGUACCAGACUUUAGAGGUGAUGAAAAUUGUGUUGCUAUAAUUGUGAAUUCCAAUCUAGAUGUGUUCGCACAUAACAUCGAAACUGUAGAACGUUUAACUCCUUUUGUCCGUGAUAUUCGUGCUCGAUACAGGCAGUCAUUGGCUGUAUUGCAAGCAGCUAAGAAGUUCAAUCCUGAUUUAAUCACAAAGUCAUCAAUAAUGCUAGGCCUAGGUGAAACUGACCAAGAAGUCGAACAAACUAUGCGAGAUUUAAGAGAUGUUGGUGUAGAUGCUAUAACAUUAGGACAAUAUAUGCAACCUACUAAAAGACAUUUAAAAGUUAUCGAAUAUGUAACACCCCAAAAAUUUAAAGCAUGGGAAAGUAUAGGAAAUCAACUAGGGUUCUUGUAUACUGCUAGUGGUCCAUUAGUACGGUCAUCAUAUAAAGCUGGAGAAUACUUCUUGACAAAUAUAUUAAAACGACGAAAGAAGCAACAAAUUGAUAAUAAUAUUAUAUCAUGAAUGAAAACGAAAUAUGUAGCACCAUACAUAAGUGUUUAGCCAAAAUAUAAUGAAAAAUCAAUAUAAAUAAUUUGUGAAUAUUGUGAAAAUUAUUAUAAUUUAGUGAUAUGAUCUGAAUAAAUGCAGAUGAAUGCAAUUUUUAUUGA